UAUAAUCAAAUUUCUAAUCUUUUAUAGCAAAAUGUCAAAUUGGGUAAAUUGAGAACUCUGUAAGGUCGUUUUGCAAUUCCAAUUCUGUAAUUACUCGAAAACCCGCGAAGGACAGAGUAUAUUUUUAGUGAUCUACCUGUGCUUUCCGCAAGCUGUUCAUGGAUAUGGAUUUACAAAAUGUCACGACUCGAAAUACAGGAUAUGUUCCUCUUUCAGAACUGGACUACAUUGUAAUAGAUUCAAAGAAAGCAUUGCCUAUACCUUGUCUUAUGUUUGCUCUUGGAGUGUUGGGGAACAUGCUUGGUAUCGUUUCUCUGGUAAGGUAUAAGUACAGAAGAGCUCGUCCUCACAGUCCACUCACUUGCUCCUCAGCUUACACUCCUUCUCCAAAUUUUCGUGAGAAAAAUGGUGAUAGAUCAAGGGAUGUUUCUGAUUUCAAUCAUCAACAAAGAAAAGUUUCUACGGGAAUGCGUAAUAAAAAUGAUAUUUUACCUGGAACGAAACGACGCAGAAAAAAUAAGUUUGGACCGUUUCAUACACUUGUACUUGCUCUUAUAGCGGUUGACUUGGCUGGAAAUUUAGCCACUUCUCCAGUUACACUAUAUUUGUAUGCAACGAACACUACCAUCAAGGCGGCAGGGGGAGACGCUCUUUGCAAUUAUAGUGCAUUCGCAAUGAUGUUUUUUGGUAUCGUGACGAUGGCAUCACUGACAACGAUGGCAAUCGAACGCGUGUUGAGUAUACAAUGUCCGUAUUUUUAUCAUCGACAUGUGACGUCACGUACGGCAAAUAUCGCAAUUUUAAUCAUUCUCGUGUCAUCGACUAUCUUCACGGCAUUACCUUCUAUGGGAUUUGGAACAGUUCGCCCAAUGUUUCCAUAUACUUGGUGUUUUGCAGACUGGCAAGCUAAAGAACCAAAAGCUAUGGCUUUCAACUUUAUAUAUGCAAUAAGCGGAAUAAUCAUGAUAUUCACAACAUUAAUAUGCAAUAUUAUUGUAGUCGUCGGAUUAUUUAAAAUGAAAUCACGAAUGGCAACCGUGCACGGAAGACGAAAAUCCACCGUUCGAAGGGAAACACAAAUGAUAAUCCAGCUUAUCGUUAUGACUUGUAUUUACCUGAUAUGCUGGCUACCAUUAAUGAUUCGAAUUCUUGACAAUCAAAUCACAAGGCAAAGAAACGGAGAACAAGAUAGAAUCGCCAUCUGGCUUGCAGCUGCAAAUCCUAUUUUGGAUCCGUGGGUUACAUAUUACUUCGAAGAUCAGUUGUGAAACGGUUGGUCAAUUUUGCUAAAUCAAAUUGUUUUCCACAAGUAGAAAAUAAUUUGAAAGUAAUCGUAAAUCCGUCUUCUCCACAAAACUGCAAUUCUUCACCAAUAGAUAGACGAAAAGAAUACGAACGCUGUUUGUCUUGAAUCAAUUCAUGUAUUCCUGCAACGGUAACGCUAUUACGUCACAAGUGAAUAUCUAUCAGAAUGGAGUGAAUUCUUUGCAAAAUUUAACAAAAUCUCCUUCUUAUGAGAGUUUAUAUGAUAAUGCUCAACUAACGGAAGAUUUAUAGAACCGUUUUUUCGAAAACUGUGAGGAAGUUUGCACAUGGGAAAUAUUUGUCAUAUUACUGCCGAUUAACAACUGUGUAAGUGUAGUACCCUUUUUUUAAUUAAAAAAUUUCCAAUUAGGGAAAAUAAUAUUAUAGUCAAACCGCUUGUACCUAAAUAAUACCCGUGAAACUAAUUUGCAACGCCAUUGUUUUGUUUGUUAAAACACUCUUUACGCGUGUUAUUUCAAUGUGUAUCGAUGUGGGACGGAUAAUCACCUGAGAAUAAAAGAAGUGAAUAAACGGUGCAUUAUACACUGUCGAAAUGAAAAAAAAUUGAUAAUAGUCAUCAUAUCGUUUAAUAUUAAUCAAACACAAAAAAUUGUUUUGAUUCUGGUAUAAUACGGGAUCCUGACAUUUUAAAAUUUAAUAUUUUGGUUAAAUAAACAGGGUAUAGUGGUAAUUAUUUGGAAAAUUAUAAUAUAAAACAAAAAAUUCACCAUUCUUCAAUCAUUCUUCACUAUCGGUUAGUGUGACAUAAAAUGCCAUUUUUCUUAUAUUCAUUAUUUCCUAUAUCGUUGUCAUUUCUUUUCACUGUGUUUACAAUUCUUCAACUUUCAAACUACUUUCCGAAUGAUAAAAAUUGAAUUAUAUUUUGAAAGAUUAUAAAUUUAUUGAAUAUUGAA
Styela clava is the source of this 2219-nucleotide messenger RNA. RefSeq names its product prostaglandin E2 receptor EP2 subtype-like. Gene Ontology annotation, cellular component: plasma membrane. NCBI's taxonomy places the organism in Eukaryota, Metazoa, Chordata, Ascidiacea, Stolidobranchia, Styelidae. Gene Ontology annotation, biological process: inflammatory response; adenylate cyclase-activating G protein-coupled receptor signaling pathway; positive regulation of cytosolic calcium ion concentration. Gene Ontology annotation, molecular function: G protein-coupled receptor activity. The record is from RefSeq and is a predicted model, not a curated record.